Botrytis porri is the source of this 1161-nucleotide messenger RNA. RefSeq lists its product as uncharacterized. The transcript is spliced from 2 exons. Gene Ontology annotation, molecular function: RNA polymerase II transcription regulatory region sequence-specific DNA binding; DNA-binding transcription factor activity, RNA polymerase II-specific. Gene Ontology annotation, biological process: regulation of transcription by RNA polymerase II. NCBI's taxonomy places the organism in Eukaryota, Fungi, Ascomycota, Leotiomycetes, Helotiales, Sclerotiniaceae. Gene Ontology annotation, cellular component: nucleus. The record is from RefSeq and is a predicted model, not a curated record. The coding region runs from base 133 to 882 and encodes 249 amino acids.
AUUUUAUAAUAUAAAAUCAUAUCAUACAUGUAUUAGUCAUCAAUAUAUCUCUUCAUUCAUAAGAUAUCAAUAAGUGAUUUAGUAUACUUAUAACUUAUAGCAUCUCACAAUUCCAUCUCCAACCUACUCAAUAUGCCGUGGUGCCACCCUUGCGACCGCUGGUUCGCCAGUGAUCGUAGCUACAACCAACACGUUGAGAACAGCAAUACUCACCGUGAAGAUCAAUACGAACCCAGUGAUGAAGAGCCUGAAUUUGAAUGUCUUGGUUGCGACAAUUGGUAUUGGACCAACAUGGCUCGUGAAGAGCAUCACGUCCGUGAACAUGGCCAUCGUUAUUGCCAGCCAUGCAAACGCAUGUUUCGUAAUGAAAACAACUUGAUGCAGCACUUGCAUUCCCGAAUCCACCAAGGAGCGUCCAUCGAAUGCCCAUUCUGCACCACCCAAUAUCCAACCGCCUCAGCACUCAUCAUCCACCUCGAAUCCGGUCGCUGUCCUUCUGGUUCGAAUCGUCAGAAAAUCAAUGCCGAGAUUCGCCGCCUGGAUCGCGAUCACGUCAUCACUACCCGUCUGAUCGAGUAUCCUUCAUCCUCCUCCACCAACAUUGCUACCAACCGCUCUUGGAACGGUUCUCAAUUUGAAUGUGCUUUAUGUUAUCGGGGAUUCAAUACUCUACAAGGAUUGAGUAGCCAUCUGAAAAGCCCCGUUCAUCAGCAGAAAAUGUACAAGUGCCCAGGUGCAAGAUGCGGAAAGGAGUUUAUUGCGUUAAGUGGGUUGGUGCAACAUGUCGAGAGUGAGAGUUGUGGCGCCAUGAGGUUUUCCAAGGUACAGAGUACGGCGAGGGGUGGAGUUGGUAGAAUGGUGAGAAGGAUGAUUGGAAACUAAAGACUGCGAAAUAGGCGUUAUUAGCGGAUAUCAAGUUGGGGGCAUGAGAUUUACAUAAUUUCUUGCUGGAGAUGAUACAAGAUGAGAGACCUUUUAUCAACUAUGCAAACGCGAUAGAAAUUCUGAUGCUUUGAGAGUUGGGAAAUGUGGAAAUGAUAUGACUAGAUAUUUUGGUAUUAUGAGUCAACAUGACUUACUAAUGUAACCUAUGUCCAAGAAUGGCUCCGUGGAAAAAUACCCGGAGAUAAUAGCAAUGAAAUUGACAUACUGUCAUCAAAA